UCUCUUUCUCUCUCUCCCUCUCUCUCUCUGUGUUUAUUUACUCAUGCAGCAGUGACGGGCCUGACUUUGAGUCAGUGAGAAGAGAGAGGAAACAUCAUGUCAGUGUUGUGGAUUCUGUCUCUGUGUGCACUCAUGUGUCCGAUAUCUUCAGCAUCUCACUGGCGGAGAGCUCUGUACCCAUCAGCCUUCAGAGUGAAGCGAGGAACGCCAGCGCUGCUCAACCCCUCGUUUCAGAAAUCAGUGGAAGAUGCCAACCUUCUCUAUGAGGUGUUGUGGUCUGGAGCGUACAGGGACACAGAGCGAGGAACACUGCAUAUAUCUGAUCAGGAACUGGCCUCUUUAAGAAAACUGGAGGUUCUGGACGUUCUGUGUGAGGACGUGCUGCCCAGAACUCUCUCUGAGAUCCAGCGGCUCAGCGCUCACCUGGCACAGCAUCACGGAUCGCUGCGGAUGGAGGACUUCGAGCGCACUGUACUCACUAUGGUGUUCACAGCCCAACAUGUCCAACACACCAACCCUGGCCACCAGAGGGAGCUGUGGGCAAACACCCUCUUACGACUCUAUAAAGCCAUUAAAGGAGACCUCCAGCCGGAGUGACACAUUUUAAAAUACAACACAAUACUACCAUAGAUUUCUUUAGCAGGCGUUUAAAGACGUUGCUCUGUAAAAUCUGGGUCCUGAAGUCUGUAUUUACAGCGUUUCACUGUGGUCUGACUGUAUAUGUGCAUUUUAAGAUCAGCGUUUGCAUAAGUUCACCUUCACAAUGACAAAUCACAUUCUUUGCAUAAAAGGUGUUGUUUAUCUCAAGCAGUCCAAUGUGAUGACACAUUAUUAGAGAAUGAGGUGUAGUGUCCUUGUAAGACUUUCCAUUUAUCCUCAGACUAUGCAUCUGCUCAUAUAAUCAUCAUCAUCACGUCCUUGCUCGUGUUUAACUGACUUAACACCAGGAGUAUUCCCAGCGGCAAAUCAAAACCUGCUUUCUCUGCUAGAAGGGGUUUCAGAAGACUGAAAAUAUCAUCAAAGUUCAAUCUGCACAUCUUUUCUCUUGAAUUAAAUUAAAGCUUCCCAUAUAUGA
Messenger RNA from Triplophysa dalaica, 1075 nucleotides. RefSeq names its product protein FAM180A. Lineage: Eukaryota; Metazoa; Chordata; Actinopteri; Cypriniformes; Nemacheilidae. The transcript has 3 exons. The record is from RefSeq and is a predicted model, not a curated record. The coding region runs from base 97 to 597 and encodes 166 amino acids.